Molecule: messenger RNA, 3325 nt
Organism: Clarias gariepinus (North African catfish)
Lineage: Eukaryota; Metazoa; Chordata; Actinopteri; Siluriformes; Clariidae
Gene: ift80
Product: intraflagellar transport 80 homolog (Chlamydomonas)
Exons: 20
Coding region: 229-2562 (777 amino acids)
Biological process (GO): cilium assembly
Cellular component (GO): cilium; centrosome; intraciliary transport particle B
Molecular function (GO): protein binding
Source: RefSeq, a predicted model, not a curated record
UCUAACGUUUCGCUAGGUCGCUAGGAGGAUGCGUAACAUCUAAGGAGAGGUCUAGUCAACGCGUUACCGUAGCAACGGGAUCUGGCGUAAAGCUACAAGCAGGAAAACGAAAUCAUGCUAACCGCUUUCUCAUUCUUUGCUUUAUUUGAUUGAUUCUUCUGCAGAUUUGUAGUUAUUAAUGUCACGAUAAUAAACGGAGCUGGAUUUGUCUCACCAAGAAACUACAGAAUGAGAUUCAAAACAUCUCUGCUGAAGGAGCCGAAGCAUAAAGAACUGGUCAGUUGUGUGGGCUGGAUAACAGCUGAUGAAGUCUACUCCUGUAGUGAAGACCAUCAGAUUUUAAAAUGGAACCUGCUCACGAACGAAACCAGUGUGGUAGUGAAGCUGCAGGAGGACAUCUACCCCAUCGAUCUGCACUGGUUUCCCAAGACUGUAGCUGGGAAGAAGCAAGCUCUGGCAGAGAUCUUCGCCCUCACCAGUACUGAUGGUAAGUUCCACUUGCUGUCUAAGACGGGACGCAUCGACAAGAGCGUGGAGGCCCAUCGAGGAGCCGUGCUGGCGAGUCGCUGGAACUAUGAUGGAACUGCUCUUGUCACAGCUGGUGAGGAUGGGCAAAUCAAGAUCUGGUCUAAAAGUGGGAUGCUGAGAUCCACUUUGGCUCAACAAGGAUGUCCCGUGUACUCCGUGGCUUGGGGUCCAGACUCGGACCGGAUACUUCACACCUUUGGCCGGCAGCUCAUUAUCAAACCUCUGCAGCCCAGCUCCAAAUCUCUGCAGUGGAAAGGUCACGAGGGCAUCAUUUUAAAGGUGGACUGGAAUUCUGUGAACGAUCUCAUUCUGUCUGGAGGUGAAGACUGUAAAUAUAAGGUGUGGGACAGUUACGGACGGCCCCUCUACUCGUCCUCCCCCCACGACUACCCUGUCACCUCUGUGGCCUGGGCUCCUGACGGCGAGGUGUUUGCUAUGGGUUCCUUCAACACCCUCCGACUGUGUGACAGGACUGGGUGGUCGUAUGCACUGGAGAAGCCAAACACAGGCAGUGUGUUCAGCCUGGCCUGGUCUGCUGAUGGCACUCAGUUGGCAGGAGCAUGCGGGAACGGCCAGGUCAUCUUCGCUCACAUCGUGGAGCAGCGUUGGGAAUGGAAGAACUUCGAGAUCACUGUCACUAAAAGACGCGCCAUGCAGGUGAGGAACGUGCUGAACGAUGCAGUGGACACCUUGGAGUUCAGAGAUCGGGUAAUCAAAGCAUCACUAUCUCACGGUCACCUGGUUGUGGCCACCGCUCUGCAGUGUUUAGUCUACAGCGCUAAAAACUGGAACACGCCGCUGAUAUUUGACCUGAAGGAGGGCACAGUGAGCCUGAUCCUCCAGGCAGAGAGGCAUUUCCUAUUGGUGGAUGGAGGAGGCAUCUACGUGUACUCGUAUGAAGGGCGUCUGGUCUCUGCUCCAAAGUUCCCAGGCAUGAGGACGGAUAUUCUGAACACACAGACCGUCUCACUGAGCAAUGAUACCAUCGCUGUACGAGACAAGACUGAUGAGAAAGUCAUCUAUUUGUUUGACGCUCAAACUGGAAAGCCAAUUGGUGAUGGCAAGCCUUUAACCCACAAGAUGGAGGUCAUGGAAAUCGCCCUUGACCAGUGCGGAGCCUCUAACGACAGGAAGAUCGCCUUGAUUGACAAGAACAACGACCUUUAUCUGACCUCCGUGCGCAGACUGGGCAGAGAGCAGAGCAUCCACAAGAUAGGCUCUAUGGUUCACACCAUGGCCUGGAAUGAUUCAGCCAACAUCCUGUGUGGAAUCCAAGACAACCAGUUCACUGUGUGGUACUACCCUAGUGCUGUGUUUGUAGACAAGGACCUGCUACCCAACACACUCUUCACCAAAGAUGCCAGCGAGUUCAGCAGAGCUCCACAUAUCCAGAACUACACCGGUACUCAGGUGACAGUGAGGCGAGCUGAUGGCUCGUUGGUGUACAGCGGCGUACCACCCUACCCCACCAUGCUGCACGAGUACGCGAGCUCCGCGCGCUGGGAGGAGGCUAUCCAUCUGUGCCGCUUCGCAAAGGAUCAGGCCCUGUGGGCGUGUCUGGCUGGAAUGGCAAUGGCCAACAGAGAGCUUAACGCAGCUGAGACAGCUUACGCAGCCAUCCGAGAGGUGGAUAAAGUGCAGUAUAUAAAAUUCAUAAAGGAUUUGCCCUCUAAGGAAUCAUCUCUAGCUCAUAUACUACUCUUCAGCGGACAAGUGCAAGAAGCCGAAGCUACAUUACUACAAGCAGGUCUCGUAUACCAGGCCAUUCAGAUCCAUAUUGACCUCUUCAACUGGGACAGAGCCCUAGAACUGGCAGUGAAGCACAAAACACAUGUGGACACCGUCCUCGCUCACAGACAGAAGUUCCUGCAAGACUUUGGCAAAGAAGAAACCAACAAACGUUUCCUGCAGUACUCUGAAGGGGUGGAGGUGGAUUGGGAGAAGAUCCAGUCCAAGAUUGAGAUGGAGCUAGCCAAAGAGAGAGAGCGGUCAGCCAACUCUUCAGUCAGAAGCAGCGUGGCCUCUCACCGCUGAAAAACAGACAUUACCCAGCAUGCCCUGCAGAACCGAUGUUCUCACUGCUGACUUGAGAUUAGAAUCCUGGAGUAGGACUAUUUUGAAUAAGUAACUUCUUGGUCAUUCAGAGUAAUGCAACAGAUAUCUAUUUUUGCUUCCAUCAUGUAAAUAAGGGUGUAAUAAUUAAGCCCUAAUUUGUUUUUAAGUAUAUUUUGUAUGCAAUCAUUCAUACAGAUGAAACAAAAGGCCUUAUUUAAUGAUGUGUAAAAGCUGUUUAAUAAAUAUACACAUCGAAUCAAGUGUAUCUUGGCUUCUGGAAUAAGUAGAAAUAUGAAUAGAAACUUAUGAGACUCACAAGACUGUCCAUCACCUCCAUGAUUCAUUCUCCUUAAACCUUUCGCUCGUUUCACCCCUGUUGUUGUUAAGCCUUCAUUUGUCACAUAUAAAUUACUGCACGGUUUUGGGGUCAGAGCCCAGUUAAGGGCCCUGCUUAAUGGCCCAACAAUGGAAACCUGGUGGAGCUGGCACUUGAACCGCGGACUUUUCAAUCAGUAACUUACCAUAGUGCCUUAGCCCUUUGAGCUACCACUGUCCUGGUGAUUACACUAAAUGUUGGUCGCCAGCUCUGCCAAGUGCGGUUUGUUAGUUCCACAUAGUUCGCUAUGACUACAUCACAGCCACAACAGCACUCCUUUUCUUGUGAUAUUGUUUAACUGCGCAUGGGGUUCUCAGAAGCAAGAUAAUAAUUUGUUAUUUAAUGCAAUAAACCUUUGAGUCAGAA